Messenger RNA from Euleptes europaea (tarantolino), 2928 nucleotides. Its product is annotated as calcium-activated chloride channel regulator 1-like. Gene Ontology annotation, biological process: chloride transport. The transcript has 14 exons. Gene Ontology annotation, molecular function: intracellularly calcium-gated chloride channel activity. Bases 10 to 2928 code for a protein of 972 amino acids. Lineage: Eukaryota; Metazoa; Chordata; Lepidosauria; Squamata; Sphaerodactylidae. The record is from RefSeq and is a predicted model, not a curated record.
AAAUCAACGAUGUUGGUUAAUACAUGGCUUCUUGCCUUGAUGUUACAAUUGCUACAUGGGGUGGCAGGCUCUUUGGUAAAACUCAACAAUGGAGGGUUUGAAGACAUUGUUAUUGCAAUUAAUCCUCAGUUACCAGAAGAUGACAAAAUUAUCAACAGUUUAAAGGAAAUGGUUAAAGAGGCAUCUACUUAUCUGUUCAAUGCUACAGGACAAAGAUUUUAUUUCAAGACUAUAAAAAUUAUUGUUCCUUUGACAUGGACAAACAAAAAUGAAUACAGAAGAGUAACCAUAGAGUCCUAUGAACAGGCAGAUGUCAUAGUGGCUGAUCCUUAUCUGAAAUAUGGAGAUGAUCCAUACACCUUGCAGUAUGGCGGAUGCGGAGAACCGGGACGAUAUAUUCAUUUCACAUCAAACUUUCUGACAAAUAACAGUUUGCAUAAUGUUUAUGGACCACGAGGUAGAGUCUUGGUCCAUGAGUGGGCUCAUCUCAGAUGGGGUGUAUUUGAUGAAUACAACAAUGAUGCACCUUUCUAUACUGCUGGACAAAACAAGGUUGAAGCAACAAGAUGCUCAGCUGAUGUCACUGGUAAAUAUGUAUUCCAAACUAAAGAUGGAAGAACAAGAGCAUGCAAAUAUGAUUACCGAACUCAGUUGUAUGAAGCUGGGUGCCAAUUUGUACCAGAUAGAAAGCAAAGUACUCCAGCAUCUAUAAUGUACAUGCAAAGCCUCUCUUCAGUUACUGAAUUCUGCAACAACAGUAGCCAUAACAUUAAUGCAACAAAUAUGCAUAACAAACUAUGCAACUACAGAAGCACCUGGGAAGUUAUCAUGACCUCUAAAGACUUUGUUGGUUCAUCUCCAUUAAGUGCUCCUCCACCUGACCCAAAUUUAUUUUUGCUACAAACCCAGGAUAGAGUUUUGUGUCUGGUACUUGAUGUUUCUGGUAGUAUGUCUUCAUUUAAUCGCAUCAAUCGAUUGAAGCAAGCUGCAGAAAUAUUUAUCCGUCAGAUUAUUGAAAGUGGUUCCUGGGUUGGAAUUGUCACAUUCAAUAGUGCUGCAACAAUUAAGGCUCAACUUCAACAGAUAGUUAGUGACAACGUGCGUGAGUCUCUUGUAAACUUUCUGCCUACGUCAGCUGCUGGAGGAACUAGUAUCUGUUCAGGAGUGAGAAAAGGAUUUGAGGUUUUUUUACAGAAGUACCCAAGUACUGAGGGUUGUGAAAUUGUGCUGUUAACAGAUGGAGAAGAUUCAACUGUGAGUUCUUGCUUUGGUGCAGUUGAACAAAGUGGGUCGAUAAUUCAUACCAUUGCCUUAGGGCCAAGUGCUGCAAAAGAACUAGAAAUGUUGGCAAACAUGACUGGAGGAUUGAGAUUUUCCGCCACUGAUAGCUUGGAUUCCAACAGUCUUAUAGAAGCUUUCACUGGAAUUUCUUCAAGGGACGGAAAUAUCUCUCUACAAGCUAUUCAGCUUGAAAGUAAAGGUCAGAACACCCAGCCUUUUCAGUGGCUGGACGGCAUCGUAUCCAUGGAUAAAACUGUGGGAAAUGAUACAUUCUUCAUAGUUACUUGGAGUGACAGUAUAUACCAACCUGCAAUAUUUCUGACUGAUCCAAAAGGGAAAAAGUACGGCAACAUAGACUUUGUUGUUGAUAAUACUAAUCAACAUAUGGCUCGACUCAAGAUUAAUGGAACUGCAGAGGUGGGAAAUUGGUAUUAUCAAAUUCUGAAUACACACACGGCAGCUCAAGUCUUAUCAAUGACAGUCACCACUAGAGCCGCAUCACUGACUAUUCCCCCAGUGACCGUGAAGCCCUAUUUGAAUAAAGAUACCAAUAACUACCCUAAUCCAAUGAUCAUUUAUGCAGAAGUGAGUCAAGGGUUUUUGCCUGUUAUCGGUGCAAAUGUCACAGCCACUGUUGAACCAGCAUCUGGAGCCGCUGUAGAGAUACCUCUUUAUGACUCUGGUUCAGGUGCUGAUAUUCGCAAGUCUGAUGGAAUCUACUCAGGAUAUUUCACAUCUUUCAAUGGAAAUGGAAGAUACAAUAUAAAAGUGCGUGUCCAAGGAACAAAUAAGACUGCCAGACGUGUCCGGAGAUAUAGUCAAGCUCUGUAUGUACCAGGCUAUGUAGAAGAUGGUGUAAUACAAAUGAACACACCAAGACCUGAAGUCAGUGAGGAUGAACUCCAACCAGACCUAGGAGAUUUCAGCAGAAUUGCAUCAGGAGGUUCUUUUGUAAUGGCAGGAGCUCCUUCAAGUAGUUCAAGUCUUCCAGAUGUCUUUCCACCUUGUAGAAUCACUGACCUUGAAGCACAGUUAGAAGAUGAUGAAUUCCUUUUGUCAUGGACAGCUCCUGGGAACGACUAUGAUACUGGAAAAGCGGAAAGAUACGAAAUAAAAAUGAGUGAAAAUCCCUUGGAAUUAAGAAAUGCUACUUUUGAUACAGCCAUUUCUGUGAACACCUCUGGCCUGACGACUGAUUUUGCGGGAGUCAAACAAUCCUUUCAAUUCCAGCCUGCAAACUUCACAAAAGAAAAUGGCACCACCAUCUACUUUGCAAUUCGGGCCAUUGAUGACAGCAACAAUGUUGGGGAAGCAUCCAAUAUAGCAAGGACAGUUGUACUUGUUUCCACAGUCCCUACUACAUUCUCUAGUACAGCUGGCAAUUACACCACUGCAAGAACAGCUGGACUUGUUUCCACAAUUCCUACUACAUUCCCUAGUACAGCUGGCCACCACACCACAGCCUCUAAUAUGGAAAACACCUCUCUUACUUCUCCUAAUAAGGAAAAGAGUAACAACAUUAUAACUACAACUGUUAUUAUAGUGAUCAUAGUAUGUGCUUCUCUAAUUAUUAUUUGUGUUAUUGUCAGUAUAACCGUUUGUGUUUCACAAAAACGAAGAAACAGAAAUCCUGCGACUGCAAUGUAA